Molecule: messenger RNA, 1162 nt
Organism: Erythranthe guttata (spotted monkey flower)
Lineage: Eukaryota; Viridiplantae; Streptophyta; Magnoliopsida; Lamiales; Phrymaceae
Product: ferritin-2, chloroplastic
Biological process (GO): intracellular iron ion homeostasis; iron ion transport
Cellular component (GO): cytoplasm
Molecular function (GO): ferric iron binding; ferrous iron binding
Source: RefSeq, a predicted model, not a curated record
CUCACUUGCCCUGUAUCUCUCAAAAUUCCCCAUACAUCUCUCUCUCUCUCUCUCUCUCUCUCUCUCUCUCUCUCUCUCUCUAUACACACACACACACAAAAAUUCGAAAAAAAUGCUUCUGAAAGCUGCCCCCGCUUUUGGCUUGUUCAAUUCCAAUGGGGAAAAUCUGAGCGCUCUGUUUUCCUCCGCCUCUUCGUCUUCUUCGUUGGUGAUGAAGGCCGCCGAGGGAAGAAAUGUAAACGGAUUCGUGACGUGUGCGGCGAAGCACACCAACAGCAAACCCUUGACCGGCGUCGUUUUCGAGCCGUUCGAAGAAGUGAAAAAGGAGCUCAUGCUCGUGCCUAGUCUCCCUCAAGCUUCGCUCGCCCGCCAUAAGUUCCCGGACGAGUGCGAGGCCGCUGUCAACGAGCAAAUCAAUGUGGAGUACAAUGUAUCGUACGUGUACCAUGCCAUGUUUGCCUACUUUGAUAGAGACAACGUUGCUCUCAAGGGGCUUGCUAAUUUUUUCAAGGAUUCGAGUGUGGAAGAAAGAGAGCAUGCUGAAAAAUUAAUGGAGUACCAGAACAAGCGAGGUGGGAAAGUACAGCUGAAGUCUAUUUUGAUGCCGCUUUCCGAGUUCGAUCAUGUUGAAAAGGGAGAUGCAUUAUAUGCUAUGGAGUUGGCGUUGUCUUUAGAGAAGUUGACAAAUGAGAAGCUUCUAAAUCUGCAUGCUGUAGCUUCUCGCAACAAUGAUGUGCAAUUGGCCGACUUUGUUGAGAGCGAGUAUUUGGGAGAGCAGGUGGAAUCUAUCAAGAAGAUAUCGGAAUAUGUUGCACAGUUGAGGAGAGUCGGUAAAGGCCAUGGUGUGUGGCACUUCGACCAGAUGCUGCUGAAGGAAGCCGAUAUUGUUGCUUGAGAUGGAUCUUUAUGUGUGCUUUGUUGCCCUCUUAAAAGAAUAUACUCUUUGGCCUCUCUGACUUCGUUUUUUGCGCUAUGUGUUUCGGACUCGGUGUUGGUGUUAGACGAGAGGUGUAGUUAUCGUGGCUUUUGGAACUUCUAGCCUUACUAUCAGUAGGUUAUGCCUUAGAAAAAUUGAGCAAUUUUGUUUGGACUGCUUGACUAUUACAUUCAAUGUGUUUUUAGCUUGAAUCCGACGUUUUAUAUAUUUGUUUUAGCUUCUAUA